UUUAUUUCACAGUUUAUUGUUUGGCAUUCGUCGUUUUGUGUUUAGAUUCGUUGCGGAUAAGGUCUUUUUAAUAUUGUUGUUAUGAUGCCGCCAGAAGAAGCAAAAUCGGAAAAAAGUGUUGUUCAAAAAACAAAUUAUGACGAAGGAAUUCAUGUGGCAAGCACAGAAUACGCUUUAACUAGUAAACAAGAUGUGGAUUCUGAAGUGCCAAAGAAUCCGAAAUUGAGUUCUUCAUCCUCUGAAAAGGUGUUACAAGGUGGUCAAAAUCAGACGCGCGAGAAACGUGUACAAUCACCAAGGUCAUACAUCUCGUCUGCCUUCGAGGAUCCAUUGUCGCCAUCAUCAUCAGUAUCCCAAAACAUUGGCAGUGAUGCAACAUUCGAACCUACAAUUGAUAUGAUGGUAAAUGAUUUUGAUGAUGAACAGACUUUGAAUGAAGAAGAGGCUUUAGCUGCAUUAGAGUCACAAGAUCCGCAGGAAGAAAUUGACACGCUAAAAGAAGAAAGUGAAAUUCCACUAGAAGAGUUAUUGGCUAAAUAUCAAGCAAUGAUUGAACCUGUUGAAUUGCCACGCAAAAAACCAAAAAAAACUAACAAGCGCGUUAAAAUUAAAAAUAUUGCAUCAGCUAAGAAGGAUGCUAGUAAUGAUAAAAUUAGUGGAAAAGAGAAGGAAUCAAAUAAUUUAAUAAACGAAAUGAAUGAUGAAGAUGAAAGUGCAAGCAACGAUAUUUUGAAUGAAUCAAUUGAAGAUGAUGUUAAUAAUCAAACAACUUCCCACAUUUAUGAAAACGGAGUCGAAAAGAAGUUAUUGAAGCGCUCUCAUCUAUUAGAUUUAUAUCCUGAACAAUCUUUUACACCAGUUGCUGAUGAGGAACGAGAAAGAGAGGUAAAAACAAUUUACUUUGAUGAUGACUAUGAUGACGAUUAUGAUGAUGAAGACGAAGAAACUGUUAAAAAAACUAUAAUGGUGGGCAAUGCUUAUCAGGCUGUCAUUCCGUUUGGUCUAUCACAAUAUGGUGAUAUUUUACCUUAUGAAAAUGAGGAUAAGCUCAUAUGGGAACCAAGUCAAGUCAGCGAACAGGAAGUGGAAGAAUAUUUGUUAAAAGUGCGUGAUAUAAAACCUAUGUUGAGCGAUGAUCAAUUAAAAUCAAAGCCUACUGAUGAAGAUAGUGCACGCGAUUUAAAAAUUUUAACAAAUACUAUAAAUACUAUGCCAAAUGGCAAAGAAAAUAUACCACAAAAAUCGAAUGAAAACAAGCCAAUAGCUCCUACAUCUUUAGACAACGAUUCUAACGGAAUAGUGAAAGAUAAUGAACAAGCUUUACAUUUAUUGGUGCAAUGUGGUUAUGAUUUCAAUGAAGCUUUAAGGCGUAAAAGAUUAAAUGUUGUUCCAUUAACUGGCUCAAUGAGUUUAUGGUCAGAAGAAGAAUGCCAAAAAUUUGAGGAAGGUAUACAGAAGUAUGGAAAAGAUUUUCUGAAAAUACGACAAAAUCAGGUACGAACACGUACAAUGAGAGAACUGGUACAAUUUUACUACCUUUGGAAAAAAAGUGAACGUCGUGAUAAUAAUUUUGCGAAUUCCAAUACAGUUGAUCAUAUGGAUAUUUACUUAAAUGAAGAGGACGAUUUUGGACCACAUAAUAAUGCUGCUUCAUAUAUGUCUGGAUUGAUGACAACCACAAAUAAUGGAAGCAAUACUCGUAAAAUUCCAAAUAAUCUUCAAAAAAGUUUUCUUAUUAUGGCUGGCAAUAGUGCCGAUACUGUAUCCAAUACGCAAGCAAAUACAAAUACCUCAAAAAUUGCAAAUAAGAAACAAAAAAACGUUCCAACAGAUGAAACAUCAUCAGCUAUAUCAACGUUUAAUACGAAAUGAUAUAAGAUAAUGUAAAAAUUGGAUGGUGUAUAAUUUCUCCAUGCAAGGAUAUAGUAAAUAAAAUAGCGAGUGUGUAUACGCAUAAGUCUAAAUAAAUUCUGGAUAAAUGACAGGAGCGUUUUGUAAUAAGUUUCUUGUUUUGAAUGUUAAC
Molecule: messenger RNA, 2023 nt
Organism: Teleopsis dalmanni
Lineage: Eukaryota; Metazoa; Arthropoda; Insecta; Diptera; Diopsidae
Product: mesoderm induction early response protein 1-like
Exons: 5
Coding region: 82-1872 (596 amino acids)
Biological process (GO): negative regulation of transcription by RNA polymerase II
Cellular component (GO): nucleoplasm
Molecular function (GO): histone deacetylase binding; transcription corepressor activity
Source: RefSeq, a predicted model, not a curated record